UGCCGCUCUCAAGCGUGCAUGCACCAGCAGCGGCGACGGUGGCCGAGUGAGCACGUUCGUCGCCGUGAGCGCCCACGUGUGGCGGUCCAUGUGCGCCGCGCGCCGGCUGCCACCGGACGCCACGACGCGGCUCACCUUCCCGGCCAACGUCCGGCGCCUCCUGAGGCCGCCGCUGCCGGCCCGCUACUUCGGGAACGCGAUCAUCACCCUGGGCACCGCCGGCAAGGUCCGGGACAUAGGGUCGGAGGAGCUGGCCUCCGUGGCCGGCCGGAUCAAUGGCGCCGUCCGCCGAAUGGACGACGAGCUCGUGCGCUCGGCGAUCGACUACUUGGAGAUGAACGGCGGCAAGCAGCCGGCCGGCACCCUGCCGGAGACGGAGCUGAGGGUGUUCAGCUGGCUGGGCAUGCCGAUGUACGACGCGGAUUUCGGGUGGGGGAAGCCGCUCGCGAUGCACCGCGCGUUGGAGGAGCGCGACGGCCUCAGCGGCGGCGUGCGCAUACCAGCUGAUAGGCUUUCGCUAUGCCAUAGCAUUCCUGGAGUCCCAAAUCUUCCAGAGAACAAUGAGCAGGAUGGAGUGCCAUAUGGUCAUGUCUACCUGUGA
Triticum dicoccoides is the source of this 601-nucleotide messenger RNA. Its product is annotated as putrescine hydroxycinnamoyltransferase 1-like. Gene Ontology annotation, molecular function: acyltransferase activity, transferring groups other than amino-acyl groups. The coding region runs from base 89 to 601 and encodes 170 amino acids. NCBI's taxonomy places the organism in Eukaryota, Viridiplantae, Streptophyta, Magnoliopsida, Poales, Poaceae. The record is from RefSeq and is a predicted model, not a curated record. The transcript has 2 exons.